Podospora anserina S mat+ is the source of this 732-nucleotide messenger RNA. RefSeq lists its product as uncharacterized. Gene Ontology annotation, molecular function: iron ion binding; oxidoreductase activity, acting on paired donors, with incorporation or reduction of molecular oxygen; monooxygenase activity. Lineage: Eukaryota; Fungi; Ascomycota; Sordariomycetes; Sordariales; Podosporaceae. The record is from RefSeq and is a predicted model, not a curated record. The transcript has a single exon. The coding region runs from base 1 to 732 and encodes 243 amino acids.
AUGCCUCACUGCCAUGUUCUACCUGAGUCUUCAAACCUGUUCUCCUCUCCACAAACAGCCAUGAUCAUGGAUCACCUCGUUCAACGACCCCUCUUCCCAACACCUGACAAGCUCGACCUUGUCAUCCCUUGCCUACUGGCCUCUGCCACUGGCUUUCUCUCCCACACCCUCUACUUCAUCCGCGGCUUUCACGAUACCUCGGCACUGCGCAUUUUUCUCGUCCACUUCACCACCUUCCUAUGCCUAACAGCCUACUCAAUCACUCAGCUCGGCGUUUUCCCCGGUCUGAUCACCUCCACAGCCAUUGCCCUCUCGUACCUGACCACCCUAUUCACGAGCAUAAUCACCUACCGGCUCUUCUUCCACCCCCUCCGACACAUACCAGGCCCGUUUCUCGCAAAAAUAACAAAGCUAUACGGUCCAUACACCGCGCGCAAUGGUCAAAUGCACCUCGAGCAAACAAAACUCUUCAAAAAAUAUGGCAACUUUGUGCGCAUCGCACCCAACGAGGUAUUUAUGUUGAGUGUAGAGGGGAUACAAAAGAUUCAUGCCAGAGACAGCAGAUGCCGCAAGUUGAACGCGGGCAUAUACGAUGUGAUUCACUUCAAGGGGGCGCAUAAUCUCAACUCUGUGCUUAGCAGGGAGGAGCAUGGGCCGAGAAGGAAGAUUUGGGAGAGGGCGUUUACCACCAAGGGUAAGUCUCUCGGUGUUGGUGGCAGGAUGUGGAACUGA